This is a messenger RNA of Syngnathus typhle (broad-nosed pipefish), 2834 nucleotides long. RefSeq names its product ring finger protein 19B (gene rnf19b). NCBI's taxonomy places the organism in Eukaryota, Metazoa, Chordata, Actinopteri, Syngnathiformes, Syngnathidae. Gene Ontology annotation, molecular function: ubiquitin conjugating enzyme binding; zinc ion binding; ubiquitin protein ligase activity. The transcript has 9 exons. Gene Ontology annotation, cellular component: cytoplasm; ubiquitin ligase complex. The record is from RefSeq and is a predicted model, not a curated record. Gene Ontology annotation, biological process: positive regulation of proteasomal ubiquitin-dependent protein catabolic process; ubiquitin-dependent protein catabolic process; protein polyubiquitination. The coding region runs from base 305 to 2464 and encodes 719 amino acids.
GUCGUGAACGCUUAUACCGAAACGCACCGAUAUUGCAGCUGCUAAGCAAGAGGAGCUUUUUUUUUUUCCGCGUUGGGAGCGGACGACAGCAGCCGAAGGAGGAAAGGGAGAAGCCUUCAUCCCCGCGUCAAAGGUGGAAAAGCCGCGCGUGCGGCCACGAGGACAAAAGAGCUCAUCUGCGCCAACUUCUCAUCUGCUUGACGACUCAAACCAGGACAUGUGAGAUGAUCCAAGGCUCCAGUUGUCCGAUUUCCCGCUGAAAGUCCCCGAAAGGAGAUCUUGUUUUUUUUUUCCACACCCAACGAUGGGCUCGGAGAAGGAUUCGGAGUCGCCGCACUCCUCGCUGAGCGGCGUCCCCAACCCAAAGUGCCGGGCGGCCGGUAAACGUAGACGCCGCAUCUCCUUCCAGAGCCUCUUCAACGGCAAGCGGGGCUCCCGGGUGGCCAAGGGGCCCAAAGGAGGAGCCGCCACGCCCCUCUCCCACCUGCCGCUCGCUCAGCAGCAGCUUCUACCGUCUAGCGCCUUGAGCCCGGCCGUCCCGGCGCCACCCGUGGCCGCCGACGCCCCUGAGGACGCCGCCCCCGGGACCCCCUCCAGGCGACUCUCCUCCAGCCAGGCCUCGUUUGCCGGCGAGGCCGUCUCGGGGGACGGCGAGCUCCUGGAGUGCCCCCUGUGCCUGGUGCGCCAGCCAGCCGAGCAGCUGCCCGAGCUGCUGGGCUGCAGCCACCGCUCGUGCCUGUGCUGCCUGCGUCAGUACCUGCGCAUCGAGAUCACCGAGAGCCGCGUACAGCUCAGCUGCCCCGAGUGCGCCGAGCGCCUGGUGCCCCGGCAGGUGGCCGACAUCCUGGACGACGCCGCCCUGCUGGACAAGUACGAGGAGUUCCUGCUGCGCCGAUGCCUCGCCUCCGACCCGGACUGCAGGUGGUGCCCGGCGCCCGAUUGCGGGUUCGCCGUGAUCGCCUCAGGCUGCGCCAGCUGCCCCCGGCUGGUGUGCCGGCGUGAGGGCUGCGGCGCCGAGUUCUGCUACCACUGCAAGCAGGCCUGGCACCCCAAUCAGACCUGCGACUCAGCCCGCCAGCAGAGGGCGCAGUCGCUGCAUACACACAGCACCCAUUCGCCAAGCUACACUCAAGAGCAGGGGCCAGCGGACGACAUCAAGCCGUGCCCGCGCUGCGGCGCCUAUAUCAUCAAGAUGAACGACGGCAGCUGCAAUCACAUGACGUGUGCUGUGUGCGGGUGUGAGUUCUGCUGGCUCUGUAUGAAGGAGAUCUCGGACCUGCACUACCUCAGCCCGUCCGGCUGCACCUUCUGGGGCAAGAAGCCGUGGAGCAGGAAGAAGAAAAUUCUGUGGCAGCUGGGCACGCUCAUCGGCGCCCCCGUUGGCAUCACGCUCAUCGCCGGCAUCGCCAUCCCCGCCAUGGUCAUCGGCAUCCCCGUUUACGUCGGCCGCAAGAUUCACGCUCACUACGAGGUGAAGAAGACGUCCCGCCACCGCCGCAACUUGGCCAUCACGGGCGGCGUGGCCUUGUCCAUCCUCACCGCGCCCGUCAUCGCCGCCGUCAGUGUGGGCAUCGGCGUGCCCAUCAUGCUGGCGUACGUUUACGGCGUGGUGCCCAUCUCGCUGUGCCGAGGAGGCGGCUGCGGCGUGAGCAGAGGGAAGGGCCGGGGAGUGCGCAUCGACUUUGACGAGGACGACGGCCCCAUCACAGUGGCGGACGCUUGGCGAGCUCUCAAGUCGCCAAGCUUGGGCGAGAGCAGCCUGGAUGGCGCGGUGAGCGGUUUGAGCACCACCACCCCCAGCGAGGGCCUCUCGGUGGCGCCGGGGACGGUCGGGGACACGCCCCACUUCAACACGCUGGCCGGGGGUGCCCUGGGGGCUCGGGGCGGCAAAUACAGCAGGCUGGAGGUGCAGGCGGCGGAGCUGGCCAAUGAGUCCACCCAGAAGGAGACGGGCAGCUUGGGGGCGGCCAGCGACUGUGCCAGUACGCGCGGGAUGGCCGGCUCCAUCAUCUCCUCCUACACGCUACCGGACAGGGAGUGCACCAACUUGGAAAUCCAAGUGGACAUCGAGACCAAACCCAGCCAUCUCUGCCUGACAAGCGAGGAGGACCUAGCUCCGGCCACCCCCGCCUGCGCCGCCACGGCGAGCAUUUCGGGAGGGGAGGAGCCCCUGGACUGCAGCUCCAGACGAGGCGGCGCCUCGGGCCUGUCGCCGGGCGGAUCAGUGCGAGACGAGGAGGACGGUCUCGGCGAUGUCACGCUGGCUCAGCCCGAAAGCAUCCGCAGCGACCUGGAGAUGUCCGACACGCAGUCGGACGACGUGGCCGAGCUGACGUCGGACGACUGCGACUCCCCCCGGCCCAGGGGAGCACCGACCCCGCGGGCGGCCUCGUGCCGGGCCCUGAGCACCCCCACCGAAGGCCUUCACUGUCCCGCCGACGCCAACGUCGUCCUGUACGUGUGAGAUGCCCGAAGCUUUGGGAAGCCCUUUGAGCAUUUAUUCCACAUCCCUGAGGGUCUCCACUUGGUUCUCACCGGCUGAAUCUCAUGCGUAUCAAAUAAACGCUCCAACGUCUUUCCAUUGACAGCAGCUCUCAGGAACGCACAAAAAAAAAAAACAUUCAAAUUCCCCUUCAUUCUCACCCCACCCUUCUUCCUCAUUUUAUUUGAUUUUUAUCCUUUGCUGCUUCUUGCCUCCCGCAGACGCCGCCCUUUGCGUCCGGCUGACAAUCUCUUCAUUGUCAGAGUUCUACCUCUGAGAUUUACACAAGCGUGUUUACUGCCUGGUGUAAAAUGCCUUGGCGACUACUUAAGGAAAAAAAAAAAAAAGAAAA